Molecule: messenger RNA, 1200 nt
Organism: Candida tropicalis MYA-3404
Lineage: Eukaryota; Fungi; Ascomycota; Pichiomycetes; Serinales; Debaryomycetaceae
Gene: FAL1
Product: ATP-dependent RNA helicase
Exons: 1
Coding region: 1-1200 (399 amino acids)
Cellular component (GO): nucleolus; catalytic step 2 spliceosome
Molecular function (GO): RNA helicase activity; ATP binding; mRNA binding
Source: RefSeq, a predicted model, not a curated record
AUGGAUGAAUUUGAUAGAGAACUUGAUAACGAGUUAGAAUUUAGUCAUAAAUCCACCAAAGGAAUUAAGGUACAUCGUACUUUUGAAAGUAUGAAAUUAAAACCAGAACUUUUAAAAGGUAUUUAUGCUUAUGGUUUUGAAGCCCCUUCUGCAAUUCAAUCGAGAGCUAUUAUGCAAAUUAUAAGUGGGAAAGAUACAAUAGCACAAGCUCAAUCGGGUACUGGGAAAACAGCUACUUUUUCCAUUGGUAUGCUUGAAGUUAUUGAUACAAAAUCAAAGGAGUGUCAAGCAUUGAUUUUAUCCCCAACUAGAGAAUUGGCAACCCAGAUUCAAAAUGUCGUGAAACAUCUCGGAGAUUAUAUGAAUAUUCAUACACAUGCAUGUAUUGGAGGUAAAAAUGUGGGUGACGAUGUAAAGAAAUUGCAACAGGGACAACAAAUUGUCAGUGGAACACCGGGAAGAGUUCUUGAUGUUAUCAAAAGAAGAAAUUUGCAAACUAGAAAUAUCAAAGUCUUGAUUUUAGAUGAAGCAGAUGAAUUGUUUACUAAAGGUUUUAAAGAACAAAUUUAUGAAAUUUACAAGCACUUACCACCUGCCGUUCAGGUUGUUGUUGUAAGUGCUACUUUAUCAAGAGAGGUUUUGGAAAUGACAAGUAAAUUUACCACUGAUCCUGUGAAAAUUUUGGUUAAGCAAGAUGAAAUAUCCCUUCUGGGUAUUAAGCAGUACUAUGUGCAAUGUGAACAGGAAGAUUGGAAAUUUGACACUUUGUGUGAUUUGUAUGAUAAUCUUACAAUUACUCAGGCUGUGAUUUUUUGUAAUACAAAGUUGAAAGUUAAUUGGUUGACCGACCAAAUGAGAAAACAAAAUUUUACUGUUGUGUCAAUGCAUGGAGAUAUGAAGCAAGAUGAACGAGAGUCUAUUAUGAACGAUUUUAGAACCGGUAACUCAAGAGUGUUGAUUUCUACUGAUGUUUGGGCUAGAGGUAUCGAUGUUCAACAAGUGUCUUUGGUUAUCAAUUACGAUUUGCCAACAGACAAGGAGAAUUAUAUCCACAGAAUAGGAAGAUCCGGUAGAUUUGGAAGAAAAGGGACUGCUAUCAAUCUCAUAACUAAAGACGAUGUGUCUACGCUAAAAGAACUCGAAAGGCACUAUUCUACCAAGAUCAGAGAGAUGCCAAUGAACAUUAACGAUAUAAUGUGA